This is a messenger RNA of Tetrahymena thermophila SB210, 5175 nucleotides long. Its product is annotated as ATPase, histidine kinase-, DNA gyrase B. Gene Ontology annotation, molecular function: phosphorelay sensor kinase activity; histidine phosphotransfer kinase activity. The record is from RefSeq and is a predicted model, not a curated record. Gene Ontology annotation, biological process: protein autophosphorylation; phosphorelay signal transduction system. The transcript is spliced from 2 exons. NCBI's taxonomy places the organism in Eukaryota, Ciliophora, Oligohymenophorea, Hymenostomatida, Tetrahymenidae.
AAUUAAAGUAGGUAGAGUUUACUGAUGAAAUAAGGCUAAGACAAUAAUUUAUAAACAAUUUAAAAUAAAAAAUAAUUAAUGCUACAAAAUGGCAAUGAGGAGGAGUUUUAAGGAAAUAAAAAUAUCUAAGGCAGUUAGUAAUUAAUGAAAGAAUUCAAUUUAGAUUAAAAUUCCAUUUUAAUUUUAGUAAUUAUUGAUAUUUUGGACAACUUAAUAGAUGGUCUUCAAUUGUUAAUGGCAUAUUCAAAUGUCGGGUUAUUUAAAGACAUGAAUUAGUAUAUUGCUCUUCCUUGUAAUUAGAAUGAUUAAGAAUUUUAGUAUUAUUAUAAAAUUUUUCCCUUAUUAAUUGCAACUUUAUCUCUCAAUCUCAUUAUUCUAGUUAAAACUCUUCAAACUAAAAGAUAAGCUUAUAAUCUUGUGAAGGAUGACUUAAAUAAUUUAAUAAUAUCGGCUUAGAAACAAAUUAAAUUUAGUUAAAUAUUAUACAAAGACCAUUGUUUUUAGUGCUCAAUGGUGUAGCUUCGGCUACUGCUACGUAUAGAGCUAAUUGUUCAAACUGUGAAGCAACAAAUAGGAAUAGGAGAUGUUAUUAUUAUAAUCCUAACAAUUAUUUGGCUGGCAGAAAGAUAAAAAUCAUGGAAUUAUAAAAUUAUUAUCUUAGAUUUCAAUAUAAUUUAUUUAGUGAUUAGAUUACAAAUGAAUUUAAAUAUUUUUAAUAUUCUAAAGAGUGUUUUUUUAAUUUUAGUUAUUUUUUUCUAGUAUUUUAACAGAGCCACUCUGUAGAAGUAAUAUGAAUUGUUUAUUUCUACUUUCUCUAAAUACCUUUAAAGUUUUUCUUAGUAUGAUUCUACCUUCUAAAAUAUCAACUUUAGGUUUAUAGAUGCGAGUAAUAAAUAAAUGACUUAAUUAUAUAAGUAAUCAGGAUAGUUAAGUAAUCAAGUUCAAAGCUAAAUUGCAACAGAAAAGAAGAUAGAACGCAUAUCUUUUUUUACUUAAAAGGACUACCAUAAAGCUCAGAGCAAUCACUCAACUCCAAACUAAGGAUCUCCUAUUAUUUUCACACCAUAAAAAUAUGAUAAGCAAUUGCAAUUUAUGAAAUAGCAAAGCAGUUUAAAGAGAACUCAAUCAAUCAGCUCUAUUUUUGAGCAGAUACCUUCGUCGAUUCAAAAUUAUAAGAAAUAAACAGCUGGUCGUUGCUUAAUUAAUGCAGAUUUUAUUUAAGAUAAAAAUUAUUUUGUUAGCAAUUUGUCAACUUAAGUUCUCAAUUAAAUAAAUUAAGGAGUUGUUUUAAUGGAUUUGAAUCAAUGCAUAGUAUUUCACAACAAAUAAAUGCUUAAAAUUUUAUCAAUUUAGAAAAGCUCUAAGAUAAUUAGAAAACUUUUCUAACUAAAAAAAGAGGUCAAAGUGAAAGAUGGAGAUCUUCUUGAUAAAAAUUUAACAGGCGACGAUAGUAAAGCGUUGAAUUCAAUAAUAAAAAUGACAUCAAAAAUAACAAAUAAUUAAUAAGAAUCAUCCAACUUAAACUAAUUUAGCCUUGAAGUUAAUGGUAAGGUGAAGACUUAGAAUGUAAAUAAUAAUGGACUGCAAGCUAUCUUAAGUGAUAGUUAAGGAUAAUAAGCGUGUGGAAGAAGUUUUAGAACAAGUGAUUAAAAGAAAAGUGAUUAUUUAAAUAACAAAUCAGCAAGUUAGAGUGAUAUUUAAAUGGCACCUCCAAAAGUAAUCUUCAAAAAUAAAAUAAGAUAAGGAGAUGACGAAGAAUAACAUGAUAAUGGUAACUAAAUUAGCAUUAAAGAAGUGGAGGAGGAUCAAUACAGUGAUAAUGAAUACAGUAAUACAUACUCACCAGUUAAAUUCGAUACAAAGACAUCCUAUAAGAAGAGGAAUAAAAAUAUUUAAAACUUAAAAUAGACUUUUCAAUUCAAAAAGAAACAGACAGGUGAUAGCAAAAAAGAAUUGAAAGAUAAAUACUUUUACAGUACAGAUGAAAAGUCGUUUGAGAUUAUAAUAUAAGAGAUUAUUUCGCUAGUUUAAAUCUACAGAUAGAAUAUUGGGCACAGGCCUUGCAAGUCAGAAAAUAAUUUAGAUUUUAACACUUUGAUUUAAGAAGAGUGGCUUAAGAAUUGUGAAAAAACAGUUUAAAUUCUCUAGAAUUAAGGCUAUACCUUUAAUGCUAUUUUAGAAGAAGAGCAAAAAGUAGCCACAUUAAGUUAUCUCAGAGAGCAUUCAAACCAUGAAAUAGCUAGUGAAGAUCCAAAAAUAGCUACCACCAGUAAGAAUAAUCUCUAAGUACCUUAGCCUCAAUCUUUUACGAAGGGAGUAAAUAGUCUAGCUGAUUUAAAAUAGCAAUAAUAAGCAUAAAAUUAAAAUGAUGUCAAAAAGCAAAAAGUAAACAAAAUAAUACGUGUCUAAAUUAAACUGUGGAAUUCUCCAAUUUCAACUGAAGAAAAAAGAGAUGAAGUGAAGGAAAGCUCAAUCGAUAACAUAGGCAACAACUAAAUUUUGAGUUAGUCUAAUUCAGAUCAGCCAAAAUAAGCUAAAAAAAAAAAUUUUUUAAUCCAUGAAAAAUUUCAUAAUCCGAUGCUAUUCAUAAUAUUUUAAGAUAUCACUAAAUAAAUAGAAUAGGAGGAACAAGAUUAAAUGAAUAGAUUUAAGUUAAAAAUACUAUCUAGUAUUUCCCAUGAGUUAAGAACACCUUUAAACUGCUCAAUGAGUAUGCUCUAAAUGCUUCUACAAUCUGACCAUAUCAGCGAAGCUCUUAAAUAGGAUUAUCUCUAGCCUGCUUUCUUUAAUAACUAACUUCUUUAUUUUAUAAUCAAUGACAUUCUAGACUACGCUUAGAUAUCUUAAAAUAGUUUUUAAUUAAAAUUUUCUAGCUUCGAAUUGUAUCCAACCUUGUAAGAAUGCUUGAAUAUAUUCAGCUACUCAGCAGAGUUCAAAGGAAUAGAAAUUUUUCUAAGUGUAGAUAACUCAAUACCAAGAGUAAUUAAUAGUGAUCAAGAGAGAAUAAAGCAAGUUCUUAUUAAUCUUGUAAGCAAUGCAAUCAAAUAUACCAACAGUGGCUACAUAAAUGUUAAUGCAAGUCUUUCACCUGAUUAGAAAGACCUGAUUGAAAUUUCCGUUGAAGAUACUGGCUGUGGAAUUCCUCCUCAUCUCCACAACAUCAUUUUUGAUUACAUGGAUAAUCCUGGUAAAAAAAAGAAAGAAUUAAAUAGCACUGGUGCAGGUCUUGGUUUGACUAUUUCAUAGAAGAUAGUGAAGGGAUUAAGUGAAAAUAAAGGAAUAUCUCUUUAAAGUGAAGUUGGAGUUGGCUCGAAAUUUACUUUUUAUGUCAAAAACAGAGAUUUUACAAAUUAAAAAUCACAAGUUGGGAUUAAAUCAAAUUAGUUUAAUAACAUUAUGUUAAAUUGGAAAAGUGUGAGUUAUACUACGCUUUAGAGCUAAGAAUUUAAGAGCGAUUUAAGCAGCCUGAAGGGACUCACUAAUAAAUCUCAGUAAACUCCUAAGCAUUAUAGUCAGUCUCCUAUUUCAAAAGGAUCUUUCAACUCUAACUCUGUGGUUGGUAAGGAAGAAACAGAAAAAAAAUAAUUCUUAACAACAUUUAUUCGAAACUCGUUCAUGAGAAAAGGAAGCAAAUUCUUAGAAGAAAAUAUGCAUCAAAAAGAAUUAAGCAAUUAAGAUUAUGGCAAUAACGAGUUUUUAAAUUAAAAUUUAAAUAGUGAUAGAGCAUUAAAUAAAAGGAAAAGCAAUAACUCAAUUUCUAUUUCUUAUAUGCUGGAUAAGUCAAAUAUAUUACAAGAAGGUAGCGAAAAUAAGAAGAAUCAAACUGAUUCAAAAAAAAAUCGCUAACCUAUGAAAAGCUGUGAUAUUUUAGAAAGCAUUUCUGACAUAGAUAAUUAAACACCUUAAAUUUAAAAUCUUAAUCCAUUUUAAGGAAAGUCUUCAAUAUUUUAAUAAGACUUAAUUGAAAACCAAAUACUUUAAAAGCAAUCAUCAAGUGUCUCAUCAACAAUUUAUACUUAGAGUACUCCUAAACCUGGAUCUCAUUUAGAACAAUAAACACCAAUAUAAAAUUUUAAUAACUAAGCUAAAUUCUAAUUAAAUUAAAAUUAUCAAGGUUAGAAACAAUAUCAAGAUAAAAAUAAUAAUAGCUAACCUGAUUAUUUUAAAAGUAAUUAAAAACCAGAAAGCUUUAGCGAUUUUAAUUAGAUCUAAAAGAAAAGAAAUAGCUUCAAUGCUAACCUCACUACAUCAAAUUAUUAAUAUUAGUAGCUUAAAGAUAUUUCUCAAAUAGAUCUAGAAACGGGAAGGAAUGCUUCUUUUCAUAAUAACUCAUAAAUUUUUUAAGAUACUUCAAGACUUAUAUAAGGGAAUUAUAAAGAAGAAUUGGAUUUAAACAAAACUUAACAAGAUUAAAAUAACAUUACAUUUAAUCUAGAACUUCAAAACGAGUCUGAAAGAGCAAACAACUUCAGUUUAAAACAACUUAAUUUAUAAAAUUAAUCCUAAUAAAUUGAUGAAGAAAUUAAUCCAGCAAUAAAAAAGGAAUUUUAAAUUAAUUUAAAGAAAAACUAAAACACAGAACUAAAAAUAACAAAAGAAAGCUCAAAAAAGAAAUUAUUCAUUCAAAUUAAUGAUAAUUAAAAUGAAUUAGAUGGAUAAGAUAUGGAUGCAUUAAUUUAAUAAAAUUCAUAGGACCAUCUUUAGUAAAAAUAAAAUAAAAUUAAAAAGAAGCUCUAGUUAUACUUUUCAAAGAAGAAAUGUCAAUGCAACGAAGUCCUCGUUGUUGAUGAUAAUUAAUUUAAUUUACUCGUCAUGAUUAAAUUACUAUAAUCCUAUUCAAUUAUAGCUGACUAAGCAUUCGAUGGCUAAAAGGCAUUAGACCUUGUUAUAUAAAAAUCAAAAAAUGCAUGCUGCUCUCACUACAGACUGAUCCUUAUGGAUAUAGAUAUGCCUAUAAUGAAUGGCUACUAAUCAACCUAAGCAAUCUUAGACUUUUACAAGUAAAAACACCCAAAUGUAAAUCCACCUAUUAUCUCUGCUUGUACUGCAUUCGUAAGCAACGAAGACAAAGCUUAAGCAAAAAAAAGAGGAAUGAAGUUUUUCAUUGGCAAACCAAUCUAAAUAUUUCACCUUGAUUUUGUAUUAGAGCAAAGUCUUUUGAAGAAGAAAAAAUGA